This is a messenger RNA of Vitis riparia (riverbank grape), 787 nucleotides long. RefSeq lists its product as uncharacterized. NCBI's taxonomy places the organism in Eukaryota, Viridiplantae, Streptophyta, Magnoliopsida, Vitales, Vitaceae. The transcript is spliced from 2 exons. Gene Ontology annotation, biological process: response to auxin. The coding region runs from base 1 to 591 and encodes 196 amino acids. The record is from RefSeq and is a predicted model, not a curated record.
AUGGGUAUCCGUUUUCCCUCCAUGGUUCAAGCCAAGAAGAUUCUUAAACUAAAGUCACUUCUUUAUAGAAAUUGGGCAGAGGUCCCUAAAGGUCAUUUUGCAGUUUAUGUUGGGGAAGUCGAGAAGAACCGCUAUGCGGUUCCAAUAUCUUACUUGGACCACCCCUCAUUCAGAUCCUUGCUGUGUCGGGCAAAGGAAGAAUUUGGUUUCAAUCAUCCAAUGGGUGGUCUCACCAUUCCAUGCAAGGAAAAAGCUUUCCUUGAUCUCACUUCUCAACUAGAGGCAUCUUCAAAGAACAUCAUGGGUAUCCGUUUGCCCUCCAUGGUUCAGGCCAAGCAGAUUCUCAAACUACAGUCGCUUCAUUGCAGAAAUCGGACAGAGGUCCCAAAAGGCCAUUUUGCAGUGUAUGUAGGAGAAGUUCAGAAGAAACGUUAUGUUGUUCCAAUUUCUUACUUGAACCACCCCUCAUUCAGAUCCUUGCUAUGUCAGGCUGAGGAAGAAUUUGGCUUCACCCAUCCAAUGGGUGGUCUCACAAUUCCAUGCAAGGAAGAUGCUUUCCUUGAUCUCACUUCUCAACUAAAUGCAUCAUAAGAGAAGGAAGAGCAAAGGGUUAGCAAAAUAGUUAGCCUCCUAAGUUUAUUUUCUCCAAUUUUGAUCCAUGUGGAUUAUAUCUGAUGUAUAUAAACUGACAGAACAAUAAGAAAAUAAUCUUCCAGCAGUAUUAUGCUUUCUCCAAUGUUUUCCAAAUUGCAGAAACUCAAAUGGUUAUGUUGUUCUAACACUGAAA